AUGGGUUCUACCGAUUACAAGUUUGAGGGCUGGAUGGGCCUAGACAAGGAGUCUGCCAAGGGCAAGAUGGUCUGGCAGGAAUUCGAGCCCAAGCCGUGGGAGGAGACUGAUGUUGAUAUGCGUAUUACGCACUGUGGUAUCUGCGGUAGUGAUAUGCACACUCUACGAAGUGGAUGGGGACCGACUAAUUACCCAUGCUGCGUUGGUCAUGAGCUGGUUGGAGUUGCAGUCCGCGUAGGCUCAAAGGUCAAGGACAUCAAAGUCGGAGAUCGUGUUGGUGUCGGCGCGCAGAGCGGCUCCUGCUUGAACAAGGAUGGCAACUGUGAGGCUUGUGCUUCGGGUCUUGAACAACACUGCUCCAAGAUGGUUGGAACUUAUGGAGGUACCUUUGCCAAUGGCGGCAAGUCGUACGGUGGAUAUGCGACCUACAACCGAUGCCCUUCGCACUUUGUCGUUAAGAUCCCUGACGCCCUCUCCUCGGCCCACGCCGCCCCUAUGCUCUGCGGAGGUAUCACCACCUACUCGCCCCUGCGACAGAACGGUUGCGGCCCGGGCAAGUCCGUCGGAAUUGUCGGUGUUGGUGGUCUUGGACACUUCGGAAUCAUGUUUGCUAAAGCACUGGGCGCCGAUCGUGUAGUUGCCAUUUCACGCAAGGGCGAUAAGAGGGAUGAUGCGAUGAAGCUUGGUGCGGACGCCUACAUUGCGACUGCCGAGGAUGAGGACUGGGCCAACAAGAACGCCAACUCCCUGGAUCUCAUCAUCUGCACCGUGUCUUCCUCCAAGAUGCCCAUCAUGGGCUACACCCAGCUGCUGCGUACUCGCGGAACCUUCAUUCAGCUCGGUGCCCCCGAGGAUGGCGGACUUGAGAUCCCUGCCUUUGCCCUGAUUAUGAAGGGUAUCAAGCUCGGUGGCUCCUUGAUUGGUAGCCCCGAUAUGAUCCGGGAGAUGCUGGAGCUGGCCGCUGCUAAAAACCUGAAAUCUUGGGUGGAGGAGCGACCGAUGAAGGAGGCCAACCAGGCCAUUCUUGAUAUGGAUGCUGGCAAGGCUCGAUUCCGUUACGUUUUGGUGAACGAGCAGUAA
Messenger RNA from Penicillium odoratum, 1080 nucleotides. Its product is annotated as NAD(P)-dependent alcohol dehydrogenase. The coding region runs from base 1 to 1080 and encodes 359 amino acids. Gene Ontology annotation, biological process: alcohol metabolic process. The record is from RefSeq and is a predicted model, not a curated record. Lineage: Eukaryota; Fungi; Ascomycota; Eurotiomycetes; Eurotiales; Aspergillaceae. Gene Ontology annotation, molecular function: alcohol dehydrogenase (NADP+) activity; zinc ion binding. The transcript is spliced from 2 exons.